AACAGCCACAGAGCACAAGCCAGCACUGGGAAAAGCCUCUGCCUCCAAGAGCAGGAACCAUGAAGAUCAUCCCAGUUUUGCUAUUCCUGGCCCCCCUGGCUCUCCCAGCUGCAGCUGACAGGGAUUUUUUCUCCGUCGGUUCCGCGGGAUCUCCGGAAACGAAAUCGCGAUUUGCGAUGCUGGACGAUGUCCGGAUCUUGGCCAACGGGCUCCUCCAGCUGGGCCACGGCCUCAAAGACUUUGUUCACAAGACCAAGGGCCAGAUGAACGACAUCUUUCAGAAACUCUACAUUUUUGACAGGUCCUUUUACGAGCUCUCCCUGCAAACCAGCGAAAUCAAGGAGGAAGAGGAACAGCUCCGGCAAACCACGGCCAGGCUGCAGCUCAACAACGAGGAGAUAAAGAACCUCUCGCAGGAGAUGAACCUGAAGAUUGAAGACCUCAUCCAAAACAAAAACCAGCUGCAGGAGCAAGUGUGGGGACUGGAGGACAAGGUCACCAAACUGGCCAUCAUCCAGCCUUCGGUGCAAGAGACAAAAGAAAUUUCUUCACUCAAAGCUUUUGUGCAGCAGCAGGACAGCGACAUCAAGCAGCUCCUCAAAAUCGUGGAGGACCAGCACGUGCAGCUGGACAGGCAGCACAGCCAGAUCAUGGAGCUGGAGGACAAGCUAAACCACAUCGAGCUCCAGGAGCUCCUGGAGAACUCCUUCAUGGGGGAGGAGCAGGAAGCAGAGCCCAUCCCCUCUGCUGUGCACAAACCCACGGCUGGGACACACAGAGCUGAUGGUGCUGCUGCUGACUGCACUGCUCUCUACCACACUGGGGUGCAGGACAGUGGGGUCUACACUAUCCAGCCCAAUGGCUCAGAACCUUUCAAUGUCUACUGUGAGAUGAAAUUUGGCACAUCCUGGACUGUAAUCCAGAGGAGAGUGGAUGGAUCGCUGGAUUUCAACCAAACUUGGGAUGCCUACACCAAUGGUUUUGGUGACCUCAAUGAGGAAUUCUGGCUGGGCCUGAAGAAGAUUUACUCCAUCACCAAGCAGGGCAGUUACCUGCUGCGGAUCGAGCUGCAGGACUGGAGGGGGAACAGGAGGCACAUCGAGUACAGCUUCAGCCUGGGGGGCCCCAGCACCAACUUCAGCCUGCAGCUGGCCAGGAGGGCAGGGAGCAUCCCCAACGCGCUGCCCGAGCGCGCCCCGCUGCGCUUCUCCACCGCGGACACGGCCCCGGCCUCCAGCUGCCCCCAGAGCCACCUGGGAGGCUGGUGGCACAGUGAGUGUGAGGAAACCAACCUGAACGGGAAAUACGUCACACCAAGGUCCAGGGGAAGGCUGGACAGAGGAAAAGGCUUAUACUGGAAGCCUAAGAAAGGAAGAUACUACCUGCUCAAGUCAACCAAAAUAAUGAUCCACCCAACAGACUUAAAAAGCUUUUGACUGAGUGCUCAACCUGCAGCAUUUUAACUCAGAACAAACACACUGAACUUUAGCACACCAAAGGACUGUGUUACCAACAGAUGCCAUGUCCCAGUCCAUGCCCUGCAUGGAGUUUCUCCAAAACAUAAACCUGAGGCAUCUGAGAUGGUCUUACAAAAUGUGUGGUGAGUAUUGUCAUUCCCUCAAGCCCCAGUGUCAAUGUGCUGCAAUUUUUCGUGGAGCUUCUCCCUCCCCAGGAUGAAAUUUUAAUGCCUAGGAGCCAACCUGUCACAUAUUGGAUAAUAUUGUUUGGGGGAAUGGGUUUUCAGGCUGUGCAUUCCUUUCUGGGUUGUGUAGUAGGGAAAAGAAAAGUUUUUUCUGGGAACAAAGGGCUGGCAAAACCUUAUGAAAAACAUUUAGGG
Molecule: messenger RNA, 1837 nt
Organism: Ficedula albicollis (Collared flycatcher)
Lineage: Eukaryota; Metazoa; Chordata; Aves; Passeriformes; Muscicapidae
Gene: ANGPTL3
Product: angiopoietin like 3
Exons: 7
Coding region: 60-1436 (458 amino acids)
Biological process (GO): triglyceride homeostasis; phospholipid homeostasis; phospholipid catabolic process
Source: RefSeq, a predicted model, not a curated record